Molecule: messenger RNA, 2501 nt
Organism: Nematostella vectensis (starlet sea anemone)
Lineage: Eukaryota; Metazoa; Cnidaria; Anthozoa; Actiniaria; Edwardsiidae
Exons: 2
Coding region: 16-2226 (736 amino acids)
Biological process (GO): DNA integration; DNA recombination
Molecular function (GO): DNA binding
Source: RefSeq, a predicted model, not a curated record
GUUAACUUAGGUCGUAUGGCAGGCCCGUUCUCCGCGCCCCCAUUACCUAACUUUCAAUGCCACCCAGUUGGAGUAGUGCCCAAAAAACAUUCGGCCGACUGGCGCACUAUUUAUCAUUUAUCUUUCCCCGAGGGAGAUAGCAUUAACGAUGGAAUUCCUAAAGACCCUUACUCACUCCAGUACGUUAGAGUGGACGACGCUAUUAGCAUUCUCACCUCACUCGGCAAAGGUGCCUUUAUGGCAAAAACCGACCUCAAAUCGGCGUUUCGUCUAAUCCUAAUACACCCGAACGACUGGAAUUUACUGGGGGUCCGUUGGGAGUCUCGUUAUUAUGUGGAUUUAUAUUUGCCUUUUGGUUUACGCUCGGCGCCGUUUUUAUUUAAUCAACUCUCCGAAGCGCUAGAGUGGGUUCUUAAACAUAAUUACAACGUUCGUAAUGUUAUUCACAUAUUGGAUGACUUCUUCGUAGCGGAGUCAUCUAAACUAGGUUGUUUAGAGAGUUUCACAAGACUGCUUAAAUUCUUUAUCUCAGUGGGGGCCCCUGUUGUGGCUUCCAAAACAAUCGGUCCUAGUACAACACUUGAAUUCAUGGGAAUCGAGCUCGAUACCCUACGUAUGGAGGCGCGCUUACCUUCCGAUAAAUUAGAACGUCUUAAAGCAUCCUUGCGGGAUUUCAAGCGAAAGCGUUCCGCUCGCCUCAUAGAGCUUCAAUCCUUAAUCGGCACUUUGCAAUUCGCCUGCCGCGUUGUUGUUCCGGGUAGAACUUUCCUUCAGCGCAUCAUAGAUCUCACGCGUCGGGUAAAUCACCGAUUUCAUCACGUCAAAUUGAGCCACGGUUUCUUUCAGGAUUUAGCAAUUUGGCAGCAGUUUACGGAGAACUGGAACGGCAAAGCUUUCUUCCUCGAAGAAGCAAUCCGUACCAGCCCGGAUAUGGAACUCUAUUCCGACGCUAGCGGUAGUAUCGGUUUCGGCGGUUACUUCUCUGGGCGCUGGUUCCAAGGCCGAUGGCCGCCUCACCUCGCCAUAUCCAAAAAGACAGGCAUUAGUAUCGAAUGGCAAGAAUUAUUUCCUAUAGUAGUAGCCUGCUCCCUAUGGCGCUCCGAGUUCUCGGGCAAGCGAAUUCAGUUCUGGUGUGACAAUCAAUCAGUCGUUCACAUUGUCAACACAGAUGGCACGAUUCAGAGAGCUCGCACCGGCCGCGGACCAGACCCCUUGUGUCAUCCCGCCUUCGCUAAUGACCCUCUAACGCGCGAGGUGAAACACUACGCUGAUAAGGCCCUUGCUAUCAACACCAAGCGCACUUAUCACGCAGGCGAGAAACAGUUCAUUGACUUCUGCCUCAUGAAUAGGCUUUUUGACAGCCACGGGGACAUUCUCCCAGCUAGUGAGAGUACUCUUAUCUAUUUUGUUACCUUUCUCGCGCGUAGAGUAAAGCACGGUACUAUUCGCACAUACUUGGCGGCCGUUCGCAACAUGCACAUCGAAAACGGAUUCCAGGACCCUAUACAGGGUCGCCUAAUUUUAAACAAGGUUUUGCGGGGCAUUUUACGGGUGCAGGGUCAGCACAAAACAGCUCGUCAACCCGUAACUCCACAGCUCUUAAAAGCCAUUCGUCCGGUUUUGCUUAGCUGGCUAAGCGCACAUGAUUUCCAUAUGAUUUGGGCGGCAUUCACACUUGCCUUUUUUGGUUUUUUACGUUGUAGUGAGUUUACUUGCCCGGGCGUACGCAACUUUGACAUAGUUUAUAACUUAUCUCCAGUCGACAUAAAUUUCCACCCUAACCCUUUAGCACCGCUUUACAUGAAAGUCGCCAUUAAGGCAUCAAAAACCGACCCUUUCAGGCAAGGCACCGUUUUGACAAUCGCACGCUCCGGUUGCGACCUAUGCGCCGUGUCCGCCAUGCAAGAGUUUGUUCGCAUCUGUGGGUACACAACAGGACCACUUUUUCGGUUUCGUUCCGGUAAAUACCUAACUCGGUCAUUGGUCUCUAGCAUUCUUAGAGACGCAGCACGCGCUUGCGGCCUUCCUCAUAGCAGUUUAAAGGGGCACUCAUUUAGAAUUGGGGCGGCAAGCUGCGCUGCCGCUGCAGGCCUGCCCGACUGGCUUAUCAAAGUGCUUGGUCGUUGGUCCGCUGAUUGCUACCAGCUUUACGUACGUACACCACAAAACAUUUUAUUAACUGCUGCACCAAAAAUGGUGAUAGUCCAGCCUGUCACUCUGACUUAAGCAUUGUUGUUAUUGCGCUUGGGGGAUGCAUUCUGCAUCUUGUGGCGGUUAGUUCUGUCUGACGACUUCCCCAAGCGGGGUUUGUUUGCUAUAAGGUGUGCUUGUGCGUUUGUGGACCAGCCAAUACUCUCGUCCGAUCCUUCACGCGGAGUGUAGGGGAGAUGAGUGAGGCCUAAAGGUCAUAUGCUUACACUACAGUUGCUACGUCACGCGCUAGUCGUCACGUCACGCUAACUCGCUUUCGAUCGGUCUGUCUCCCCCCAUAUUCUGCCAUA